AUGCAUGAAAAUGCAACCACCCCACCACCGCCAAACGCGGCAGCGCCGCCGUCGCCCAUGUUCCAAGGUGUCCCUCCGGACCAAGUAAACGGCCGGCUCCACCUCGCUCCUCCUCCUCCGGGCGCCGCCGUCCCCGUCAACCCACACAAUCACGCUUCUCCUAUGCCGUGGUCCACUGGCCUCUGCGAUUGUUUUGACGAUUGUUCUUCUUGUUGCUUGACGGCAUGGUGUCCAUGCGUUGCAUUCGGGCGGAUCGCCGAGAUAGUUGACCGAGGACAAACAUCAUGUGGGUUGAGCGGGACGGUGUACGCAUUGAUGCUGUGGAUGUUCGGGUGCGCCUGCAUUUUGUCUUGCUUCUAUCGCUCCAAAAUGAGAGGCCAGCUGUUCUUGGAAGAGUCUCCCUGCCCAGAUUGCCUCGUCCACUUGUUCUGCGAGGGAUGGUACGGGAACAUGGAGAAGAACAGGAGAUAUGCUGCGACGACAGCUCCGGCGAUUGAAGGAGGGAUGAGCCGGGCGACAGAAGGGUAGAAAACAAAAAGUUAACAAAAAGAACUAGUAGCCCAGAAGAGAUUUGGUCAUGUGAUAUAUAUGCUCAUUUCCUCGUAAAUAUUUUGUAGGUAAGCUAAUUGAAUUGAUGCUACGUCUCAAGGAUCUUAGUUUGGCUUGAUCAUCGAUUUGGCCUGGCAACUGUUUAGAGUCGAAUCAAUUAAUUAAAUCGGAGCUGAUGACUACUCCAAUUCCUUAAAUUGUCUCGAUCCAGUUCUACGAAGAAAAAAAAAAGACACGUUUGUAUAAUGAUUUGAGAUUUUAGAGACUAUAUUAUGUUGUAACUUUUUCGGAGUGCGUCAGAGGGUUUUAAUUUACGUACAGAGAUGGACUAGAUUGUAAUUCGAGCAAUUAUGAUGUAUAUAAGUUUAA
Linum tenue is the source of this 918-nucleotide messenger RNA. Lineage: Eukaryota; Viridiplantae; Streptophyta; Magnoliopsida; Malpighiales; Linaceae. The record is from the annotation of a GenBank genome assembly.